This is a messenger RNA of Castor canadensis (American beaver), 4428 nucleotides long. NCBI's taxonomy places the organism in Eukaryota, Metazoa, Chordata, Mammalia, Rodentia, Castoridae. The record is from RefSeq and is a predicted model, not a curated record.
CCCAGAGGCAGCUCCUGCCUGGAGAUAGGCAGCAUUUCCAAUGCCUGGAGGUCCCUGGGCUAUGGGAGAGAACUUGUGGGUGGUACUCAGGGUGCCUGUGCUGCUGUGCCACACCUGGGACUGGCCCAGCAGCUUUGGAGUGUGGUGGCCCUGGGUGCUACAGCCUCCUCCCCAGGCAGCUCCACAAUUUUCUGCUUGCUUUCAGGAGGUGAGCGCCAGGCCUGCUGAGCCUCCCAGAGCUGCCAGCCAUGCCCGGGAUCGUGGUGUUCCGGCGGCGCUGGUCUGUAGGCAGUGAUGACCUCGUCCUGCCGGCCAUCUUCCUCUUCCUUCUGCACACCACCUGGUUUGUGAUCCUGUCUGUGGUGCUCUUCGGGCUGGUCUACAACCCACACGAGGCCUGCUCCCUGAACCUGGUGGACCACGGCCGCGGCUACCUGGGCAUCCUGCUAAGCUGCAUGAUCGCCGAGAUGGCCAUCAUCUGGCUGAGUAUGCGUGGGGGCAUCCUCUACACAGAGCCCCGCGACUCCAUGCAGUACGUGCUCUACGUGCGCCUGGCCAUCCUGGUGAUUGAGUUCAUCUAUGCCAUCGUGGGUAUCGUCUGGCUCACACAGUACUACACUUCCUGCAAUGACCUCACUGCCAAGAAUGUCACCCUUGGGAUGGUUGUGUGCAACUGGGUGGUCAUCCUCAGCGUCUGCAUCACCGUCCUCUGUGUCUUCGACCCCACGGGCCGCACCUUUGUCAAGCUGAGAGCCACUAAGAGGAGACAGCGCAACCUGAGGACCUACAACUUGCGGCACCGAUUGGAGGAGGGUCAGGCCACCAGCUGGUCACGCCGACUCAAAGUGUUCCUCUGCUGCACUCGGACCAAGGACUCCCAGUCAGAUGCCUACUCGGAAAUUGCCUACCUCUUUGCUGAAUUUUUCCGGGACCUUGACAUCGUGCCGUCUGACAUCAUUGCUGGCCUGGUGCUGCUCCGGCAGCGGCAGCGAGCCAAGCGCAACGCGGUGCUGGACGAGGCAAACAAUGAUAUCUUGGCCUUCCUGUCUGGGAUGCCAGUUACCAGAAACACCAAGUACCUUGACCUCAAGAACUCGCACGAGAUGCUGCGUUACAAGGAGGUCUGCUACUAUAUGCUCUUCGCCCUGGCUGCUUAUGGCUGGCCCAUGUACCUGAUGCGGAAGCCUGCCUGCGGCCUCUGCCAGCUGGCUCGAUCCUGCUCGUGCUGCCUGUGCCCUGCACGGCCCCGGUUCGCCCCUGGAGUCACCAUCGAGGAGGACAACUGCUGUGGCUGCAAUGCCAUUGCCAUCCGCCGUCACUUCCUGGAUGAGAACAUGACUGCAGUGGACAUCGUCUACACCUCCUGCCAUGAUGCGGUCUACGAAACCCCCUUCUACGUGGCAGUGGACCAUGACAAGAAGAAGGUGGUAAUCAGUAUCCGAGGAACCUUGUCCCCCAAGGACGCCCUGACUGACCUGACAGGUGAUGCUGAGCGCCUUCCCGUGGAGGGGCACCGUGGCACCUGGCUAGGCCACAAGGGCAUGGUGCUGUCAGCCGAGUACAUCAAGAAGAAGCUGGAGCAGGAGAUGGUCCUGUCCCAGGCCUUUGGGCGUGACCUGGGCCGAGGAACCAAGCACUAUGGCCUGAUUGUGGUGGGCCACUCCCUGGGCGCAGGCACGGCCGCCAUUCUCUCCUUCCUCCUGCGCCCACAGUACCCGACCCUCAAGUGCUUCGCCUACUCACCUCCGGGGGGCCUGCUGAGUGAGGACGCUAUGGAGUACUCCAAGGAGUUUGUGACUGCUGUGGUUCUGGGCAAAGACCUCGUCCCCAGGAUUGGCCUCUCCCAGCUGGAAGGUUUCCGCAGACAGCUCCUGGACGUCCUGCAGCGAAGCACCAAGCCCAAAUGGAGGAUCAUCGUGGGGGCCACCAAGUGCAUCCCCAAGUCAGAGCUGCCCGAGGAGGUGGAAGUGACCACCCUAGCCAGCACGCGGCUCUGGACCCACCCCAGUGACCUAACCAUUGCUCUCUCGGCCAGCACUCCACUCUACCCACCUGGCCGUAUCAUCCAUGUGGUUCACAAUCACCCUGCAGAGCAGUGCUGGUGGGUGCUGCCCAGGGCCCCAGGUCUACAGCGGCGGGAACUGUUCUCAGACCCUCAGGAGGAGGAGAGAGGGACUCCCUUGUCCUGUGGGGUGUUUUUUUCUGGGAGGCCUGGGCUUGGAGGCCUGCUCCAGCCCCAAGGCUGGGCUUGCCAUCCCUCCACACCAGCUCCUGCAUCCUGCCUCCAGGUGCUGGAGAACUACAACAAGGGGAAGACUGCCCUGCUUUCUGCUGCAAAGGUCAUGGUGAGUCCCACUGAGGUGGACCUGACUCCCGAGCUCAUCUUCCAGCAGCAGCCGCUGCCCACAGGGCCACCACUGCCCACUGGCCUGGCCCUGGAGCUGCCGGCUCCAGAGCACCGCAAUAGCAGUGUCCGGAGCAAGUCCCAGUCUGAGAUGAGCUUGGAGGGCUUUUCAGAGGGGCGUCUGCUGUCUCCAGUGGCUGCUGCAUCAGCAGCCCGCCAGGACCCCGUGGAGCUGCUGCUGCUAUCCACCCAAGAGCGACUGGCAGCAGAGCUGCAGGCCCGGCGGGCACCACUGGCCACCAUGGAGAGCCUCUCGGACACAGAGUCACUGUAUAGCUUUGACUCACGCCGCUCCUCUGGCUUCCGAAGCAUCCGCGGCUCGCCCAGCCUCCACGCAGUGCUGGAGCGGGAUGAGGGCCACCUCUUCUACAUUGACCCUGCCAUCCCAGAGGAAAACCCAUCCCUGAGCUCCCGCACCGAGCUGCUGGCAGCUGACAGCCUGUCCAAGCACUCACAGGACACGCAGCCACUGGAGGCAGCACUGGGCAGCGGGGGUAUCACUCCUGAGAGGCCCCCAAGUGCAGCCAAUGAGGAGGAGGAAGAGGUGGGUGGAGAGGGUGGUGGGGCGGCCCCCCAUGGAGAACUGGCACUGCACAAUGGUCGCCUGGGGGACUCGCCCAGCCCUCAGGUGCUGGAAUUUGCAGAGUUCAUUGACAGCCUCUUCAACCUGGACAGCAAGAGCAGCUCCUUCCAGGACCUCUACUGCAUGGUGGUACCCGAGAGUCCCACCAGCGACUAUGCCGAGGGCCCCAAGUCUCCCAGCCAGCAAGAGAUACUGCUCCGGGCGCAGUUCGAGCCCAACCUGGUGCCCAAGCCCCCACGGCUCUUUGCCGGCUCUGCUGACCCCUCCUCUGGCAUCUCACUCUCACCCUCCUUCCCGCUGAGCUCCUCCGGGGAGCUUAUGGACCUGACACCCACGGGCCUCAGCAGCCAGGAGUGCCUGGCAUCAGACAAGAUCCGGACUUCUACCGCCACUGGCCAUGGGGCCAGCCCCGCCAAGCAGGAUGACCUAGUCAUCUCAGCACGCUAGUACCACACAGCAGCUGCCAACCAGGCCUCAGCCAGGCCUCGGCCAGAGCAGGGAGCCCCAUGGGCACCUGGUGGCCACCCCAGGGCCAGGUAGCUUUGAGGAGAGGCCCACAGGGGCCAGCUAGCCUCAGGCCUGGAGCAUUGCUGCUGGGCUGGGGGUCUGCAUCCCUACCUCAGCUUAGGACACCCAGAAUCAAGGUGGCUGGGAAAAGGUGGGGAAGACAUGGAGCAAGGAGGGACCAGGGCAGCCUGCCGGGCAGGCAGGCCACACUCAGCCCUCAGCCUGACUCCUCCACAGGGCAUCUGGGCACCCUGUUCUGGGAUAGGCACUGGGCAAGCUUGUUCCCCAUCACUGCCCUCUGACCACUCCUCCAGCGCCGAGCCCUCUCCCUACAUAUUCUUACCUGUGGUCCAGGUUGGCAUCUGUCCUGGCCACCCCCCAGAUCUGGUGCCUGCUGGCCAGCUCCCUGGGGUGACCCCCACUAAGGUGGCCUGCAGUGCUGUAUAUGUUUACCGAAGCUGCUGGGCUUGCCUCAGGAUGUGUUCUGGGCAGCUGAGGGCCCAGAGGGGCCUAGAGGAGGGUGAGGUCAGGACUGCUCCUUCUCUGCCUGGUGCCCCUCCUGCUGGCCCCUCUUUGUGUGGGUCCUGGGCACCAUAGCCUGCUCUUCCUACCUGCCUCUGUCUGGCUUACCUUCUACUCCAGGGAUCCUGGCCACUCAAAGGGUGGUGGGCACUGCUGUGCCCACCCCUGGCUGCAGAGUCAGGGUCCAGGGGAAAGAAGGCAGUCAAAGCCCCUGUCCUCUGAGCGCCCCACCCAACCCCUUUAUGUGAUCCCACCAUGCCUAGGCAGUUCUGGGCCCUGGGGUCUGAAACCAAACACACCUCUGUUCCCUAACCCCUUCUUGCUGGCCUGGAUCCUUCCUGGGAUCUGGGCUUUCUCCCCGUCCCUAUGUCCUGUUGGUAGGAAGUGGGGCCAACAGCAGGGCAUUGUUGGA